Messenger RNA from Pimephales promelas (fathead minnow), 945 nucleotides. RefSeq names its product odorant receptor 131-2-like. The record is from RefSeq and is a predicted model, not a curated record. Gene Ontology annotation, cellular component: membrane. NCBI's taxonomy places the organism in Eukaryota, Metazoa, Chordata, Actinopteri, Cypriniformes, Leuciscidae. Gene Ontology annotation, biological process: G protein-coupled receptor signaling pathway; detection of chemical stimulus involved in sensory perception of smell. Gene Ontology annotation, molecular function: odorant binding; olfactory receptor activity; G protein-coupled receptor activity.
AAAAGCGGAAUGAACUCUUCAAUGCUUUUAUAUAGUUUUCAAGAAAAAUAUGCAGAUGCUUUUGCAAAAAAUUUUACCAUUGUUUUUCUUGCAGUCAUAAUUAUCUCCAUAAAUGGAUUGUUUGUAUUCAUAUUCUUUAGGAGUUCAAUUUUCUACAAUAAUCCGAGAUAUAUAUUAUACAUUCACUUGGUUAUCAAUGACAUGCUCAUGGUUUUUUUCAGUGUAAUUCUAUUUGUGAUGACUUUUGCAUGGCAAAACGUACCUCUCCCGUUCUGUGUUACACUGCUUAUAAUAGCCUCAACAACUCAUAAGAUCACUCCUCUGACUUUGGCCGGUAUGGCCGUUGAGCGUUACAUCGCAAUCUGCAAACCACUGCAUCAUCAUCAGAUUUGCACAGUGCGCAGGACAUUUAUCCUUAUCUCUCUGAUUUGGGGUGCAGGAGUUUUACCUGGAUUGGCUGAAUUGAUUCUUCUUUCAAUUGUUCGUCCUUUAUCUAUCUUUACAACAAGUACUUUCUGUAGUUCAGCAUCUCUUUAUAACACUGCGUAUCAUGGAGAACUAAGCAAAUUUAUGAAUGGGCUUUAUACAUCCGUUGUGUGGUUAAUUCUUGUAUUCACAUAUUGUCGAGUGCUUAUUACGGCCAGAAGAGCCUCCACUGAUAAAUCUUCAGCAAAAAAGGCCCAAAGCACCAUCCUGUUACAUGGAGUACAGCUUCUGCUCUGUAUGUUGUCCUACAUUACUCCUGUGUUGGACAAAAUUUAUCUUCAAAUUGUUACUGAUAGGCAGAAAAAAAUCGUAUUUUUUAAUUAUCUUUUGACAAACAUUGUACCAAGACUUCUUACACCUCUGAUUUAUGGUGUUCGGGAUAAACAUGUUUAUAAACAUAUAAAGGGUCUUUUUUCAUGUAAAUUACCUAUUGCAAAGGUUGAAUCAAUCAAAUAUUGA